This is a messenger RNA of Pieris macdunnoughi, 4419 nucleotides long. Lineage: Eukaryota; Metazoa; Arthropoda; Insecta; Lepidoptera; Pieridae. The record is from the annotation of a GenBank genome assembly.
AUGCCUAAUGCUGUCCGAUUUAUAGGUCUAAAUGCAACAUUCUUAGAACCCCACUUGCAAGGUGUCAGACGACGAGACAGUCGAAGCUCGGAUUCAGAACACGAAAGGUCCACUGAAGAUGACGAGAGGUCUCUUAUACGCUCCUCUCCAAGAAGCAGACAUCCACCCCCUGACAAUGAACCGCCACCGCCGAUGAAGCCAAGGGAGUUCUUCGAAAGAUUACAAAGUCAAGCAAUGAGAGAGAUUCCAGGGAAGACGAAACGAGACCAAGCAAUCAAAGACGCGAACCAACUGUUUCGAACGCUGGAUACGGACGGCAGCUUGGUUGAUAGUCUUAGUCAGAGCCGAGAAAGUCUGUCAUCAGAUGGUGAGGGUGCAAAAGGCGACUGCUCCUCAGUGGGGACUUCGGGGUCUGACUCCGAGGAGCAGCCGCCAUGCGACAUUGGUCUGCUGGAGCGACUGAUACGGACACACCCAGUGUGGUUUCUGCCUGGUAUACAACGAGCGGGUGCUUUUCACCUUCUGCAGGGGAAAGAGGAAGGGAACUUUGUCGUCCGACAAUCUAGUCAGCCGGACACAAUGGCGAUAAGCGUCCGUCUGCCGGCCGACAAAGGACCAUACAUUGAGCACUACCUCAUCCAGGCAUCGGCUGGUCGUAUCGGCCUGGAGACGUCCGCAAAUCGCUUUGAUAAUAUACCUGAGCUGAUCGCACACUAUUCGCAAUGUUGUGACGAGCUACCAGUUCAGCUCCAACUGCCGAGGCCGCUUAGAGACGCUAAAAGCAGACAUCAGCUUAGUUCUCUAGCGCUCCUAGGCCAGGAGUUCUGGGGAUAUCCAAUGGCGAAUCCAAAGAACACAAACGUGUUGUCCCCUGGGCAGCUGGCGUCUGGCGUGGUUCCGAUGGCUAUCACUCCCUCGGAUACUGGAUCUAGUCUUAGCAGUUUUAAUCCAAAUACGAAUUCCAAGGAGAGAAUAUUUAAUCCUGACAAGGAGAAUGAUAUUUUGAAAAUGUCUGUAGAUACAUCUCCAACUCAAAGUUUAAGUACAUUUAAAGGGAAAAGUCCUCCUUCACCGCCAGCGAAACCCGGGUCUUUUGUGAGGGCUCCAAGACCCACUCCUCCUAAUACAUUAAAUCUUAUGACUAGCACCGCGCACAUAACACAACCGCACACAUUCCCCACCACAAAUCCCCCCCAACUCUCCCCCACUCACUCGAAGUCCACACCGCCCCCUCCACCCCCUCGUUGGGCCAAACCACCCUUUCCCACCACCCAAUCCCUAGCUUUCAGCCCUAUUAACAAGUCAAACGGAAUAACUGUCACCACGACAGUGACGUUUAGCGUCAAUAAUACACAGAUACACAACCACCAAAUAAACGAGAACAUUCAAAGUGACAGACUGCAACUAACGCUUGCUAAUACCGACAAUGCAUUCAACCUAGAGUCGACUAAGGGCGAAGUGAUCGAACAGAGUAUGUUGCAUCGUUUAUCGCCAGAAGGAGAAUGUAUAAGUACAAUGACAGCUAGCUUACACGGAAGCUUUAAAAGACAGAUAGAGGCAGAGGCCGGAUCGCCGAAUGACCAAAACACAGACAUAGACACGGGAGUUAAUACCUUCACGAAAUCUUCUAAUAGUUUCGCCCCCAACCAGUUAGUUUCCCCCAACGGAACCAAUUCGGUUACUAGUGGUAUUUUCUCGCCCACCAGUCAAAUUAAUUCACCCGUCUCCAACGAUACAAUAUCGUCCAAAAGCGGAGUUUUCUCACCCUUAAGUCAAACGAAUAAGAGUGAUAUUUUCUCUCCUUUAUCGAGGAGUUCACCCGUGUCAAACAAAAAUGUUUUCUCCCCGACAUCGAAUGUUAUGUCCCCUAUGAGUGGUCGAGAAAAGAUAAUAUCUCCCAAUACAAAUACAGCGAGUACAACACCCUCUGGUCGGUCAAGGAGAAGUAAACACUCCCUUCGAAAGGAGUCCAGACAUUACCAGGAAUCAGACAUCCUCGAAUCGCCGGGAGUGUAUUGUCGUAGCUCCUUAUUGGAUAAAGUGAGUGAUUAUGAAGACAUAUGGGGACCAGAAGGCAACAAUUGCACGACAUUCAAACCUAAGACUGAUAAUGAUAAUAUAAAUAAUGGUUUAAUGAAAAGCAAGAGACCUGAUUUGCUACCGGACACAUUGCCGAAAUUAAUCGCAGCGAAAAGUACACAAUCAAUACUUGAUAAAGAAAAUAUGAUUCUAUUGACAUCAUCAGAUAGUUUAGAAAAGAAAAAUUUAUCUGACAACUCAUUGAAGAAGAGCUUCAAUGGAUCGAACGAAAUUAUAGCGACGACCAAUAGUAAAGGUGACGUGAUACCAAAAAGACCGGAUAAACUGAACAUCGCUUUAAAUAUGAAUAAAAAAUUGACUGAUGAAAUCGAAGCUGCCUUAAAGAAUAAAAAUCAUACGACAGAGAGUAUGGAGACUGUUAAAUUAGAAGACGAUUGUACUAAUGGGGAUGAGUCGGAAAAAGAUAAUGCCGGCAGUCCUUUCUAUGCCGACCCUGUUGAUACGCUAAAGGAGGCAGCAAUGUUGCCAGUGCAAAGACGAAAGUUGCUCAGAGCGGGAGUGAGUUUGUCCCAAAGGUACUCUGAGCCGCCUUCUCAGAAUCACCCUUAUUAUCCAUUGAGGGAUAUGCAUAGUAUUGAGGAACUGUCUCCAUCUUCCCCAAACACAUCAACGUCGGUAGACAACCUGGUGUCUCUUCGAACUAAGCCUAAAAUGAAACCAGUAGAACCUCCCAGGGUUGCGGCAAAGCCUCCUAAUGGGAAGGAACAGACUUGGGCUGUUGAUUCCAGUUGGCAGUUUAUAAACAAGAACGAAGACGGUGGUGAUAGUGGAACAUUUCCAUCUCUAGCAGAGCAGGAAACGAAGCUCAGUGCUGAUGAAGCCCAUCUUUCUGUACAUCAAGUGGUUGCCCAAAGAUUUCCCGAACUCCGUUUGGCAUCGGAGCCGACCAGUCUUCCCGAGGAAGUGAGAUCUCCGCCGCGGGCCUCUUGCUAUGACAACGUACAUGACCUGAGACCACUGUCCGAACAGGCCAGCGAUGACGGCACGGUAUUCUCUGAACCCUGGGACAGCUCACAGUGGGAUGGCCUUUUACCCCUUAAUGGACAAUCACAAUUUGAAAAUGAGGAGGUAUGUGAAUGGGAGUCCCCAGUACCGCGUCGAGGUCCGGCUGCGGCAGCACGAGCCAAGAGCUUCAGGGACAGACUAGACCCACUUCUAGCAGCGGGACGAGUCCGCGCAUUGCGCGGCGGUCGGACGUCUCUUGGGGCGGGUGCCGCCCUCAGAGCGUAUGCCUUACAUUUAGCCCAAGACAAGAGUACCACCUUUGCUCAAAACGUUGAUAACUUCAUUGCUUGUACGUUGGACUCGAAAGAAACGUGCCCACAGGUGAUGAUGCGGAACAUGCGUCAGUUCAUGUCGGGAAUGAAGAACUAUCUCGUGAAGCAUGGCGAGAGAGAGUUUGAAAAAGAAGUCGAGAAGGAAAGACUUAAGCUGAAACCGACAGAAUUCCUAAACAUCGACGCAAUAUUAGAAGGCGUUAUGCAUCGACUGGUUGUACGACCUCUACGCUCUAAGUUGUAUACGUUGCUGGCUUCAUGGCAUGCAACGGAUGUGCGACAGCUUCACGCGGCAAUAGAACGCGCGCAACACGUUACGGCCUUGCAACUAGGGGUUAAGGAAUCUACAAAAGUACCGUCUUCAGCAGUGUUGGCAGUUAUCUCGAAGCAUUUCCUUAAAAUGCAAGAAGCGGACUCGCCUUUGGACAAACUAGAGAAUCUCCUUGCAGCUAUAUCUGCUAUGUUCAAUGCGAUCCGUGGCGAGCGAGCAGUGGGUGCAGAUGACUUACUCCCAGUAUUAGCAUGGUGCGUGUCCCGUUGCCGGUUAGUUUGUGCUGAACUGGAGGCUGAACUCAUGGCCGGGUUACUUCCACCCGCAUUGCUGGCUGGAGAAGGAGGUUAUUACCUUACUGCGCUCUUCUCGGCGGUGGCAGUUCUCAAGAGAUUGGCGCCCGAGGCGGGAUCAGAUAGCAGUGCUUCGUGUCGCCGCGGCUCCGAGUGUAGUAAUCGCGAGACAGCAGCCGUAGUGCGAGUGGCCUUACCGGACGAGUGUCGCGGAUGGAUCCGUCGCGUAGCGCUUCCGUGUCGUCCGGCGGCUCGCGUCCGCGAUCUCUGUCGUGCAUUGGCGCACGCCGCCGCCAUUACUAAUCCGCAAGACUACGCGCUUUUCGCAUUGCACGACGGACAUGAAACAAUGCUAAACGAAAACGAUUGCCCACAAGAAGUGAUGUCAGAGAAAAGUGGUCAGAACUUCGUGCUGGCGUACAAGCGGAUAGAUGCGAAAAUCGCGUGGCCGCAACAGGCUCUGCUUUCAUACCCAUAA